Messenger RNA from Micropterus dolomieu (smallmouth bass), 4919 nucleotides. It is a transcript of the gene klc3, whose product is annotated as kinesin light chain 3. The transcript is spliced from 14 exons. The record is from RefSeq and is a predicted model, not a curated record. The coding region runs from base 245 to 1786 and encodes 513 amino acids. Gene Ontology annotation, molecular function: kinesin binding. Gene Ontology annotation, cellular component: cytoplasm; membrane-bounded organelle; kinesin complex. Gene Ontology annotation, biological process: axo-dendritic transport. NCBI's taxonomy places the organism in Eukaryota, Metazoa, Chordata, Actinopteri, Centrarchiformes, Centrarchidae.
CGUUUGCUGCUUCUGUUUGUCUUUUCUUUUCUUUUUUUUUUUACCCUACCACCUGUUAAACAUUGAUCAAACUGUAAGAUACUGUGAGCGGAAAAUGUCCCGCUGUAAAGGACAGGUUCCGCUUUCCAAAUAAAUCCGGUAACAUUAGGCUCGAGAGUGGACAAAAAGAGGACGAAACCACGCCGCCGGAGCCUGGACUUAGCAGGUAGGUUGUUGUAAGAGGAGGUACCUCAGAGUUGGAGCCAUGUUGUCCACUGAGGAGAUUCUGGGCAGCACGCAGCAGGUGAUCGCAGGGCUGGAGGCGCUGAGAGGAGAGAACCACAGUCUGCUGGAGAGCCUGCAGCAGCCGACGGAGAACCGGCCAGCGUCAGAGAGCGGCAGCGUGGAGCAGGAGAAGAGCGGCAUCAUCCGCCAAUCACUAGAGAGGAUAGAGCUGGGGCUGAGCGAGGCACAGGUGAUGAUGGCAUUGUCGGCUCACCUGGGUUCACUGGAGGCGGAGAAACAGAAGCUGCGCGCUCAGGUGCGUCGUCUGUGUCAGGAGAACCAGUGGUUGAGGGACGAGCUGGCUGGCGCUCAGCAGCGGCUGCAGGACAGGGAGCAGGAGGUUGUCACCCUGGAGGAGCAGAACAAACACCUGCAGUUCAUGUCCUCCAUACGCAAAUACGACCAGGAGGAGCCGCAGCUGGAUGACAAAGACACGUCUUCCACCAAGGAGUCUCUGGAUGACCUGUUUCCUACCGAGGACGAGGAACAGUCACAGAUGUCCCAGCCUCACCACAGCAGUGCAGCAGCCGCAGCCCAGCAGGGCGGCUACGAGAUUCCCGCCCGCCUUCGAACGCUCCACAACUUGGUCAUCCAGUACGCAUCCCAGGGACGAUACGAGGUCGCUGUACCGCUCUGCAAACAGGCUUUGGAAGACCUGGAGAAGUCCUCAGGACACACCCACCCAGACGUAGCCACCAUGCUGAACAUACUGGCACUGGUGUACAGAGACCAGAACAAAUACAAAGAAGCAGCCAACCUGCUGAACGACGCGUUGGCGAUCAGGGAGAAAACUCUUGGGAUGGACCAUCCGGCUGUGGCAGCAACGCUGAACAACCUGGCGGUGCUUUAUGGCAAAAGAGGAAAAUACAAGGAAGCAGAGCCGCUGUGUAAAAGAGCUCUGGAGAUCAGAGAGAAAGUUCUGGGUACAGACCACCCAGAUGUGGCCAAGCAGCUGAACAACCUGGCUUUGCUGUGUCAGAACCAGGGGAAGUACCAGGAGGUGGAGCAGUACUACGAACGCGCUCUGCACAUCUACCAGAGCAAACUGGGACCGGACGACGCCAACGUGGCCAAGACCAAGAACAACCUGGCUUCCUGCUAUCUUAAGCAGGGAAAAUACAGACAAGCUGAAGCCCUUUACAAAGAGAUCCUGACCAGGGCACAUGAAAAGGAGUUUGGAUCUGUAGAAGGUGAAGGUCGUCCCAGCUGGUCCGGUGCAGAGGACGCCGGCUCCAGACAAGACGGACUCAGUAACCUGAAACGCAGCGGAUCCUUUACUAAACUCAGAGAGUCGAUACGCCGAAGCAGCGAAAAACUGGUCCGCAAGUUGAAAGGAGUCGGAGUGGAGGAAACGACCCAGAGGAGUGUUGGUAUGAAGAGGGCAAACUCUCUGAAUGUGUUGAAUGUUGGAGCCCGAGAGAGUCAGGACAGUGCCCAGUCGAGCCGUUUGACAGAUGUUCGAGGCCUCAGCUCCAGCACGCAGAGCCUGACAAGACGAGGAUCACUCAGUGGGACCAGCUAACACACACACACACACACACACACACACACACACACACACCGCUCAAGAUAACUGGACAGAUGUUCGCACACUGCUCUUUAAAGAUCGCUCACAUCAGAUAUCCUACACCAAAGUGGAUUCCCCACUUUGAGACCCUCCAGAAAAAGGAGAUAGUUGUCGCAACUGGAGACAAAAAUCUAACUUGCAAGUUUUUUUAAUAAUCCCUCAUUUCAAAAAUAACAAAUUAAUGCUGUCUGUUUUUGUUAACCCUUGAGGAAAUCUCACAUUUAGCCUAAUAAUAUGAUCUGUUGGUCUCCAGUAAUGACAAGUGUCUCCAAAAUGAUAUUAGAAAGGUGUGGGUCAGAUAUUGACAGAUCUACAUUGCACUAUAACCUUUCCUUCCUGUUCACUUGACAUUUAACAUAAUUCCUUCCUGGGUUUAGAUUAGAAUUGAAUUCAGUUUCCUGAUUACAAGUUAACUAUUAACUUAAAAAUGAAAGAAAAGAAAUUGUGUUUUAUUGAGCACAAAAAUCAUUUUAGAUGACCUAAAAUAAUACCAGCAUUUACACUGUAAGAAAACUUUACUGUAUUUUCAUAAACCAUAUCAUGUGUCAUUUAACAAACGUAAAUCUGUAAUACAAUCAAUUUUACAUUUGAUGUAUUAGGUGUUUCCUAAUGCUAGUGUUCCCUUUUUUAGGUACAUUUCUAUUACCAACACUGUUAUUUAUAUUUUAAAAUGUCUAAAGAUAAAACAGGCAUAUUGACAUUACAGAUUAUCUUUAUAAAGUUUUAUAAAAUCUCUCAAAGCACAGGGAUGUAAAGUUGUUUGCACAAUGAUCAAAAUGUGAGGCGUUUGUAAAAAUGUUACAUUUGAUUUACAGAAGUUAAGCUAUCAGGUUUAUACUGUUAAAGAAGUUAUUUAAAUGUAUUUUGCCUUUACAAUGUGCAAGUCAUUCUAAUCACAUUUUUAUAUUGUGCAAAGCAGCUGAAGUAAACACAUUUGUGUUUUUUAGCUUUGACCACAGUAAAGUUUUUUUUUUCCACAUUAUGAGAAAUCCAAAAAUGUGAUAUACAUCAUCUGAAAAUAACCAACACUAAAAUGAACGCACAAAUGACUGUAAAACACGGUACUCAUAAAGGUGAUAUUUUUGCACAUUGUCAGUUAAUAAAUUCCUGAUCAAUCGCACUCUUAACAGAGGUAACAUUAACAUUUCAAUAAUCAGUAAUUAUGUAUUUGUUGCAUUGUGAGUUAUUAAUAGUUUAUUCAGAAAAUAGUUUUAAGCUAUCUGGAUACCCAAAGUUAUUGUUGUGUGCCUGAGUCAAUAUUGUUUUGAUGACUUUCAACUGGCCUUGGAUUGAUGUUUAGUGAAUCACUUAAACUAAGACUUAGCUCUUGUGUAGGCUGUCCGCCCCUCAGUUGUAUCAAAGACACUGUGGAAGACCAUGUAUACAACAAAUGUCACACAAACUGAACAUGAAGCAAAUUGUAGAAAGGGAUUGUUCUAGGUGGCACACAUUUCUGCAAUUAUGUCCAAAAGCUGGCAUACAAAGUUAGUGGCCUGUAAACACAGUCAAAAUAUCUCGCAGCUAAAGUGCAAACUUGAGACACAAAGAGAGUCAAUACUCGUACUGUAGUAAUUAGAUAGGAAUUCGACUCCAUAGGGCAACAUGGGAUGCACAAGUAGCCAGAUGUUUACAAAUGCAGAAACCCAAACAAUUUGAGUGAGUGUGAGUUUGCUCCAUAGUGGUAAAAGUAGCUUGAAUGAAGAACACUUCUGAGGCACAGCUUGAAUGAAGAACAAUUUUGAGGCACAUGUAGCCUACUUAAGUGAGUCCAUUUCAUCUUAAUUUUACAUCUAUGCUUAUUCACUGAAAUGCCUGAAAUUCACAACUUACUGCAAGUCACUAUUAUAAAUAGUAAACUAGCUUUUAAUUGUGUAGAGUUUUGUGCGCUUUUUAAUUUGUUAUUGCAAGAAUUACUUUAAUUACUUUCUCAAACUCGAUUUGACUACAACACUGCGUGUAAGGUUGGGUAUCGAGAACCGUUACCAAAUUUCCAAGAACCGUGGAUUUGUUAAGAUACGUGCAUUCGGAUUCUGCUUAUCGGUUCCUAACUUUUUCCAUGUUUCAGUGGCGUUUACGAUUGUACUGCAGUGAGCAUGAAAGUGUCUCUUAUCUGCCAGGAUCUGCUACGCCGACCUAACGUCACGUCAUUUGUUACGCAGUACAUCAACAAACCAUGAAGAAGAGUCCUUCUGUUUCCAGUCCUGGACCAAUGGCGGACCGCAGCAAACACUCCAAAGUUUGGCUUAGCUUCACAAAAAAAAAAAAGAAAAAGAGAACGACGCAGCAAAAUAUAACACCUGCAAUAAGGAGGUUUGGUGCGCGGGAGGAAGCAGCUCCAACAUGACGAACUGCAACACUGGCGUGAAUCUGAAGAACGCAGAGUGAUCAAUGUGUCGCGCUUUCUCAGCUGCAAUGACGCCCCAGAUACAGCUAACCCUAACAGUAGCAACAGCUCAGGUACAAAACACCGGUGAGCUGAAAUUCACCUUUUAUAUUGAAGGGUAUCACAACAGAGAUUCUAAAAUAACCGGAUUCGAUAAGUAGAAUCGGAAUCGAUAAAAAUGAAACGAUACCCAACCUUAACUGCAUGAACAAAAUAAAAAUAGGUCCUUCCUUUUUAUGUUGACAGACAGAGCAUUAAAUAAAUAUACUUUUCUACAUAUUCACUUCAAACUCAGGAAUGUUUAAAUAAAUUUAAUUAAGCCAACAAGCGAGUGCUGCUUGGAAAUCUUGGCUCACUGAAAAUGCUGUUACACUCUGACACUCAUUCCACGAAACUCCUCUUAGGGCUCACUUCCAUUUGUUUUGCUCAAACAUACUGUAUAUCCUAAAUGAUGGAGAACUACUGAUUGUACAUUUGCUGUGGUAGAAGACGUCACUGCUGAGUGUUGUUAAGGGCUAAAAUCACACUAUGUUAGUUACUGUAGAAACUGUUAAUGAAACACUUGUAAUAAUGUUUCAGAAGAUGGGAUCAAAAUAUGUUAAAACUAGACUAUAUCUCCUGAUGCUGUGUUUAUUCUGGUAAAUAUUAAUGUUUGUAUUUUAUAUUUGCAAACUUGAGCUGAAAUAAAUUCCAGUAUGAUUUUAA